CAGGUCUCCUGCAGGUCCCACAUCAAGACAUGAUAUAAUACGACCUGAUGGAUAAGCUAUAUUUACACUAAUUGUCCCUUCCCACUUCCCAACCAAAUCAAAAUGAUGAUGACCAAUCUGACUUUGCCCCUCCCCUUGCUUAUGGCUGCUGAGCUUAAGAGGAUAUAUAAUGAAAACCCACAGCAUCAAGACCAGGCUUCAACAGGCACUUGCAGGACACACAGACACUCUUCUAAUUCUGCUAUUUUUUGUUUGAGUCCACUGGCUGAAGAUGAACGGAACGGAGGGCAGCAACUUCUACAUCCCCAUGUCCAACAGGACCGGGCUGGUCAGGAGUCCGUAUGAAUAUGAGCAGUACUACUUGGCUGACCCAUGGCAGUUCAAACUUUUGGCUCUGUACAUGCUCUUUCUGAUCUGCACUGGGCUGCCAAUCAACGUUAUAACCCUGGUAGUGACAGCUCAGCACAAGAAACUUCGGCAGCCUCUCAACUUCAUCUUAGUCAACCUGGCCGCGGCUGGAACCAUCAUGGCCUUGUUUGGAUUUACUGUUACGUUUUACACCUCCCUCAAAGGCUACUUUGUUUUUGGACCCCUUGGCUGUGCCAUUGAGGGCUUCAUGGCUACUCUAGGAGGUCAGGUGUCUCUGUGGUCAUUGGUGGUACUGGCCAUUGAGAGAUACAUUGUCGUCUGCAAGCCCAUGGGCAGCUUUAAGUUUGGUGCCACCCAUGCUGGAGCCGGAGUGGCAUUCACAUGGAUCAUGGCUAUGUCUUGCGCAGUUCCACCACUCGUUGGCUGGUCCAGGUACAUCCCUGAGGGAAUGCAGUGCUCCUGCGGACCUGACUACUACACCCUCAACCCUGAUUACAACAAUGAGUCAUAUGUCAUGUACAUGUUCAGCUGCCAUUUCUGUGUUCCUGUCGGCACAAUCUUCUUCACCUAUGGAAGCCUUGUCCUCACAGUCAAAGCGGCUGCAGCCCAACAGCAGGACUCAGCCUCCACCCAGAAGGCAGAGAAGGAAGUUACACGUAUGUGCUUCAUGAUGGUUUUGGGCUUCCUCACUGCCUGGACCCCCUAUGCCAGUUUUGCUGCCUGGAUUUUCUUCAACAAGGGAGCUGCUUUCACUGCUCAGUCCAUGGCUAUUCCUGCCUUUUUCUCAAAGUCCUCAGCCUUGUUCAACCCCAUCAUCUAUGUGGUGCUUAACAAACAGUUCCGGGGGUGCAUGAUGCAGACAGUCUUUGGCAAAUCCCCAGAGGACGAGACUUCAGUGUCCACAAGCAAGACAGAAGUGUCUUCAGUGGGUCCUGCAUAG
Clupea harengus (Atlantic herring) is the source of this 1309-nucleotide messenger RNA. RefSeq names its product green-sensitive opsin-2-like. Lineage: Eukaryota; Metazoa; Chordata; Actinopteri; Clupeiformes; Clupeidae. The record is from RefSeq and is a predicted model, not a curated record. Gene Ontology annotation, biological process: phototransduction; visual perception; G protein-coupled receptor signaling pathway. Gene Ontology annotation, cellular component: membrane. Gene Ontology annotation, molecular function: G protein-coupled receptor activity.